This is a messenger RNA of Penicillium diatomitis, 1266 nucleotides long. RefSeq names its product putative peroxisomal 3-ketoacyl-coA thiolase (Kat1). The record is from RefSeq and is a predicted model, not a curated record. The transcript is spliced from 6 exons. NCBI's taxonomy places the organism in Eukaryota, Fungi, Ascomycota, Eurotiomycetes, Eurotiales, Aspergillaceae. Gene Ontology annotation, biological process: fatty acid beta-oxidation; phenylacetate catabolic process. Bases 1 to 1266 code for a protein of 421 amino acids. Gene Ontology annotation, molecular function: acetyl-CoA C-acyltransferase activity. Gene Ontology annotation, cellular component: peroxisome.
AUGUCGUCACCGCAACAACGGCUAUCGUCCAUCACCAAGCAGCUGUCUCCUGCUGGUGUUUCGGCCGCGCGAGCCAACAUCCUCGCUAAGAACCCAGAUGAUGUGGUGAUCACUUAUCUUGCCAGAACGCCCCUGACCAAGGCGCGCAAGGGUGGUCUUAAAGAUACCUCAGUCGAUAACCUCUUGAUUUCUCUUCUCACUGCCGUCCGCGAGAAUUCCAAAAUCGAACCCAGCCUCGUCGAGGAUGUCUCUGUCGGCAACUGUCUUGCCCCCGGCGCCGCAUACUUGGCCCGGUCCGCUGUUCUGGCCGCUGGAUUCCCCGUCACCACAGCCGCCUCGGUGUCCAACCGGUUCUGUUCGUCGGGCCUGUUGGCCGUUCAAAACAUUGCCAAUCAGAUCAUCGCCGGAUCGAUCGAUGUUGGUAUCGCUGUGGGCGCAGAGAGCAUGAGCACCAAUAACGAUGGUGGUGCUCCCGAGAUGGCCGAGCGGAUCAACAAGCACCCCGUCGCUUCGCAGAACUACAUGCCCAUGGGCCAGACUUCAGAAAAUGUGGCGGCACAGUUUGGCAUCACCCGCGAGCAACAUGACCAGUUCGCUGCGAAGAGUUUCCAAAAGGCCGAGCACGCACAGAAGGCGGGCUGGUCACAGGAUGAGAUCAUCCCGAUCAAGACACAAGUCAAGGAUCCCAAGACGGGCGAGGUCAAGGAUGUCGUGGUCGAUCGCGACGAUGGCGUCCGUUACGGGACCACGCCCGAGUCCCUGAGCAAAGUGCGCGCAGCAUUCCCGCAGUGGCAGCCUAGUGCGACGACCGGCGGCAAUGCCAGUCAGAUCACGGAUGGUGCGGCGGCUUUGCUGUUGAUGAAGCGAUCGCAGGCCCAGAAGCUGGGUCAGCCGAUUAUUGGCAAAUUCUGCGGUGCGACUGUUGCAGGUCUGGAGCCUCGUAUCAUGGGUAUUGGCCCUACGUUGGCGAUUCCCAAGAUCUUGAAAAAAUUCGGCCUGACCAAGGAUGACAUUGACAUCUUUGAGAUUAAUGAGGCUUUUGCUUCAAUGGGUGUCUACUGUGUGAGCAAAUUGGGGCUUGACGAGGCCAAGGUGAACCCUCGAGGCGGUGCCAUUGCGUUGGGGCACCCCUUGGGAGCGACUGGUGCCCGUCAAGUGGUGACUGCAUUGUCAGAAUUGCGUCGUCGCGAUCAGCGUGUGGCUGUUACGUCGAUGUGUAUUGGAACUGGUAUGGGCAUGGCUGGUAUUUUUGUGUCCGAGCAUUAA